AUGAAACGAACCCGCAGUAAAACGGCAGAGCGCCCGAGAGACUUCUUCGAAGAGCUUGCAUCGGGAGGCAUCAGGUCUCGUUUCAAUUGGAAGCAUGACCUGGCUUCUCCAGAUUCCACGGAACAUGACUCCCACCCGACAAAGCUUCGUCGCCAGGGUUCGCCAGGCUCCAAACUGAUGUCGGCCCUGCGUUCUUGGUCAAAUAGUGUUUCUAGUGCUUCCUUUGCUGAACCCGAAGAUACUUCUUUUCCCGCCAGUCCGCCUGGUCUGCGGCGAAAACUUUCCCUGGCUCUAUCCAAGGGCCAACUUGAUCCAACAGUAGUCCACCGGUUACAAUUCAAGAGUCGACCAAGCAUUAUUUCUCUCGAUAGGGAAGUCGUCGAAAUAUUUCCCAAAGCACCUGAAGGGUCUCCGUCGACAUCUGCGGGUAGUUCAAGUAUGAAUAGUGGAAAGUCAUCUGUCCCUAGGCCUGGCGAAUCGACGGGGAAGACGUCUCUGGAUUCCAAGUUCUCUACAAAAUCCAAGGGUGUAUCUCAGCAUUCCUCGGAGAACAAAAAGGCCGCGUCAAAUCAGACUACGCCUGAGGGUGGUUCCAAUGAGAACAUCCUCACUCCGAUCGCCGAGGUAGAGACUGUGGAGGCACCGGUGCCCAUUCCAAGUAAGUCGCUCUGGGCUACAAUACACGACCUACAGUCCACUAAACUGGUGCAAGCUAUUAUCACUGUCGAGAAAGCUGCCGCAGCUAAAGUUUUCUUCGAGUGUCACUACAAUGACCUGACCUCAAUUGCAUUGACACCCCGCUCGCUACGCCGUCGACAGCUUGAGCAGAUCCUAUAUGAAGAUACAACGUCCACUCAAACUGAGAAAGAUCGAAAACGUAAAUUCUUGAGCAGAAAGGAGAGCGAACAUCUUCGUGAGACACGGGUCAUGAAAGGCCAUAGAUCAAUCGCUUGGAAGGGAAAUGAUAUUACUACGUCUAAAUAUGAGAUUGUGAAGGUUCUAGGCAAGGGAAGUUUUGGAGUUGUGCGCCUUGUGAGAGAGAAAUUUGAGCAAGAAGGACCUGUCGACCCACAGAAAAAGCAAGAGGUAUAUGCUAUGAAAGUCAUCCGCAAGCCAGAUAUGCUCCGUAAUAGCCAAGAGGGUCAUCUCCGAGCAGAACGCGACUUCCUUGUUUCUGCCGAAGGCUCUCGUUGGGUUGUAUCAUUGAUAGCAAGUUUCCAAGACUUGAACAAUCUAUAUCUCGUCAUGGAUUAUAUGCCUGGAGGCGAUUUCCUUGGACUGCUGAUCCGUGAUAAUAUACUCUCGGAACCGGUAACAAAGUGGUACAUCGCGGAGAUGAUCCUAUGCAUCGAAGAAGCUCACAGGCUUCGUUGGAUUCAUCGCGACAUUAAGCCGGACAACUUUCUCAUAUCGGCCUCUGGUCAUCUCAAGAUCUCUGACUUUGGUCUUGCAUUCGAUGGCCAUUGGUCUCAUGAUCAAGCAUACUUCAACAAUCAAAGAUACUCAUUGCUUACCAAGCUCGGAAUAAACGUUGAAGGCGACACGAUCGACAGGAAGGAAGGCCGCACUAUUGCUGCUGCAAUGAAGAUUGCUAGCGUUCUCAUAGGAGGCAAAGAGCGUCAUGACAGACACUCCUCAAAUAAUUCUGACGGUGAAGGCAUUCUUAAUUGGCGUAAUCGCAAUGGUAACCGGACCUUGGCGCGGUCUGUCGUAGGAACCAGUCAGUACAUGGCCCCGGAAGUGGUUAGGGGCGAACUAUAUGAUGCUCGGUGUGACUGGUGGAGCGUUGCUGUCAUCUUGUACGAGUGCCUUUAUGGCCACACUCCAUUUCUCGCCGAAGAAGGAGGCAGACAACAAACUAAGAUGAAUAUUCUGAACCACAAGACAACGUUUGAAUUUCCUCACAAGCCAUUGGUGAGCAAGAGAUGUCAAGAUCUGAUUCGUAGCAUCAUCCAAGAAAAGGACACUCGUCUCUGUUGCAAACGCUACAAACUUAGGGACCAAUUGCCGGCCUCCAGUCGUCAAAACAGAGACCAUACCGGCCGCUAUGUUCUUCCAGACGAUGCGGACGACAUCAAGGCCCAUAAAUGGUUCAGAGAUAUUCAUUGGGACCGUUUGCACUUGACGGUGCCUCCAUUUGUUCCAAAUAUCCGCUCGAUGGACGAUACCCAUUAUUUUGACGAAGAAGAUCCAAUAUCUGAUUUCUCAGAAUCGGUUUCACUGCCUACACCAACCACAGAAGAAAUUACAAAUGCUCUGAAGCCAUUCAACCGCGAGAUUCAAGUUAUUGCAAAGGGCUUUAUUGAUCGACCCCAUGAUUCAGCAAGAUUGAGAAAAGUUGAGAGAGAAAUUGACGAGUUUGUGUUGUGCGAGGAACAGAAGGAUUACUUGAAAGCCUUUGUUAAGCAUUACGGCAGAAAGGAAAGAAAGAGGCCACGAGAUAGGCUGCUGCGAGAUAAGGAUACUGCGCCCAAAGUGUUGGAAUUGAGGAAGCAAGGAGCCUUUCUGGGGUAUACGUAUCGCAGAUUCAGACCCGUAAAGGGCAACGUUGACAGAAGCUCCCGGGUAUCCACUAUCGUGGGAAACACGCCGGGGAAGAGAACUGUCUGGCACCGGGCUAGAUUGAGCAUUCAUUGA
Lachnellula hyalina is the source of this 2637-nucleotide messenger RNA. It is a transcript of the gene cbk1, whose product is annotated as Serine/threonine-protein kinase. The transcript has 6 exons. The record is from RefSeq and is a predicted model, not a curated record. Gene Ontology annotation, biological process: intracellular signal transduction; peptidyl-serine phosphorylation. Bases 1 to 2637 code for a protein of 878 amino acids. NCBI's taxonomy places the organism in Eukaryota, Fungi, Ascomycota, Leotiomycetes, Helotiales, Lachnaceae. Gene Ontology annotation, molecular function: ATP binding; protein serine/threonine kinase activity.